Molecule: messenger RNA, 4414 nt
Organism: Sitodiplosis mosellana (orange wheat blossom midge)
Lineage: Eukaryota; Metazoa; Arthropoda; Insecta; Diptera; Cecidomyiidae
Exons: 5
Coding region: 183-902 (239 amino acids)
Biological process (GO): G protein-coupled receptor signaling pathway
Cellular component (GO): neuron projection
Source: RefSeq, a predicted model, not a curated record
UUUGUUUGGCGAGCGCUUCGAAUAUCUGUAGAUAAAUAUCCAGCUGUUCUCCAUAUUGAUUUUAAAUCACUCGGCCUCCUUCCCGGACUGGUUGUUUUGUAUCAGCAUCACCACCCAGCAAACAACGCAAUACACCGAGGAAGAGAAAGAGAGAGAAGCGAAAAAGAAUAAGAGAAAACAAUAUGCUGCCCGUACCACAAGAUCGCACUUCUGGCCGUCGAAGCAGCUCCAUUGGGUGCCGUUCGAUUGUUGGCAGAAGAACCUCAACUUAUAUAACAAGUUCAACAUCAUGUGAUCCAUUCAAGCUCAUUGUUGAAAUCAAUAGCCAAGUCGCCUUAUUCAGAGAUUUGCUCAUUCACAUCGGCCAAUCGAAAGAUUGCCCCGAAUUACGCGAAAAAGUGAGGAAGGUUCGUCGAUCCUGUGUUGAAGCCUGUAAACAUACGUCACAACUGAUAAUAACUCAAAUCAAAAGUUCGAUCCAUGAUGGAAUGUUAGCCGAUAAUCCGCAUUUAGUGCUGUUAUACUACUUAUCUCAAUUGUUUCUGAGGGAACUGUUCAAAAGCUAUCGUCUUAUACAAGUAGUACCGAUGGAUAUGUCCGGUUAUUAUGAUAAUCGAGCCGGACCAUCGAAUUUAGGAAAUGUAAUUAGUCAAAUUCUAUUAUGCAAGCAGAUAACACCGGAUUUUAAUGCAGAGGAAUUAUGUAGCAUCACCAAGGAUUCUCAAGACAUCGCCAAAUUGCUAUCCGAUAUGCAAGAGUAUAUACCGAACCAAGAAACAUAUUUAGAAAAAGCGACGGCAAUCGAUGAUGUGAAUGGUCCAUGGCCAGCGAAGCGUCGACGUAAUUCGAUUUACAAAAAUAUGGGACUCUUAUGCUGUGUAUCACGACCGAAUUACUUGUGAAAAAUAUGCAUUCGUUCAAUCUAAAAAGAAAAAAACGUUAAACAAAAGUAAACCAAAAAAAAAAAAAUAUUCAUCAUCGAUCAAAAAAAGACACAAAACUACACGGUUCGUCGUUUUCCCGAAUAAUGUAUCCUCGUUUGAGUUUUUAUUACAUACAUAUUUAUAUAUUCAAUGUGAUUUUCGAAAUUAAUUUUAUUAGCCGUAGCCUAAAAUAAAAUCAAUUUCAUUUUAAAUAGCCAUUUUAGUUAAGUAAAACCAACAACAAAAAACCAAAAGGAUAAAUAAUAAUAAUAUGAAAAACACCACAUGCAGAGAGGAAUGAAAAGUGAAAAAUACUCGUAUGUAUUAUAUAUUUGUAUUCAUAAAUUAACGAACCUAUAGAGUUUACUUGUAUCAAAUAGAAAAUUGCACUAAAUUAUAAGUUUAACAUUUCAAUUGAACCAUACACACACGGACUGAAUAGCUGGAUGUAAUUGACUGAUUGAUGAAUGCGAGCGAAAGCACGCGCCCACGCGACCUAUUGGCAUUCAAUUGUAAAAUGUAGUUUUUUCUAGACGAGAAAAUAUUCCCAAAUGCUCAAACCGGAAACUAAAUUCCAAAAUCCAUUGAACAGUUACUCUUUUUUCCUUCCUGUGGUUGAACGCAGACAAAAAACCGGAUGUUUACACAAUGCAAUAAUGGUUUGUUAGUUCAAAUAAUUUCAAUGUGAAAAAUGAGUUGUUAUUUUUGCCGUGAAAAAUGAUUUUAAAAUGAACAUCCGAUUGAAUUUCCAACCAACAUGAGAAAUAUACAUACAAAAACCCAACAUUCAAAUGAAAUGGUAAAAUAAUUUACGGACAUGUAACAGUCAAUCAUUCGAACAAUUAAAAUGUUGACGUCGCGUUUUUUUUCUUCUCGUUGCUACCACUCGGCGUAUUCAUUUAUAAAUAAAAUCAUAAAUAAAACUCGGUUCCCUGUAUAGCGGAUGUUUCGAAUUCAAAAUUUCAUUAAAAUACAACCACGUCGUUUGUUAAUCCUCGUCAUUGUAUCGCGUGGGAUGGAAGAGAGAUGAAAAAACGGCGCGUCCAUAUAUCAGUGUAAACAUAAAAUUCUCAACCACAUAAAUACAAACAUGCAAGCUUUUUUUUUUGGUUUGUUGGAUGUGCUUCGGUUAAAUUCGUUUUGUGGCUGUAAAAAGCUUUUAUUCACAUCCUCAAUCGACUGUGUAUCCAAAUAGAGACACUCAACCACACAGAUAUACACUCGCAUACAGCUCAGAGAGCACGCAGCAAACAAUUCAAUACACAAUUCACGAAAAUGCAACAAACCACACUUUACAUAUUAUUUACAAAAUAUAUCCGCAUUUGUGGAAGAAGACAUGCGAGCUGGAGUACUUCAGUCCAUGUAUGUGUACCACUGAAUGACUUUCCAAUCUGGCGCUUGUGUUUAAAUGCAAUUCAAAUAUUUGUACAACGCCCGCUGAAGGCAGUCUCGUCAUUCGCAUACGUGCUGCACAACAGAAAAAAACGCUUUAAUUUUCAAGAGCUACGGGCUUUUUUCACCCUCCGGUCACUCUCUCUCGCUGUCGGUGCGAACUGACUUGCAACUGAAUAUAUUUAUUUUUUUAGGUCAACUAAAGUUUGAGCUGUGAUUUUAAUUUGGUGUAUCGAAACUAGUGUAUAUGUGGUAUUUGGUAUCAUUCUAUCGCAACGUGCCCUUGGAGGUGUUGAUACACUCAGACACUUCAAUACAUAUAUGUGAAGUUUAAGUUCGAAACUGAAUGACAGAAAAAAAUGCUGUGCACGAAGAAGAUAAACAAAAACAUGUUUCGUUGUUGGCAUUUCACUACUAAGAAAUCGCUGGUGGUAACGAUUCGUUUUGUAUGUGACAACACAUGGCUCUGUAGCUUAUAAUAUGCAUAAUUUUUCUUUUCGGGCGACGAAAAACACACACACACUCCCAUCUGAAGAAAUGGAACGCAUCUAAAACCACCUCGUUACAAUGAGGAAUCGAUUUCUAUUUUUCACGUUUACUAUGCAGCAGGGCGCACAUCGAACGCGUGCAUGUCGUGGCUGAAAUUGGAUUUCUAUUCUAACAGAAUAGUUUUUUUUCUUCUUCUUUCAUCUUAUUUCCAGUUAUUUUAUCAAAUUACCGUUGUUCGUAAUGCACACCGAAUGCGCCACCCACAAAAUGCAUAUGCGAAAAAUCAUCGCCUGUCGACAAAUUAUAUUCUUUAUAUGCAAAUUGCUUCUUGCACAUCCAUUAAUAUUAUAAGCUCUGAUGAAAUGAGCUUCCAACUAUCUCUUUCUUUUUCAAUUCGACAGCAGAAGCAGAAGCUGGAGAAGCAUCCAUCCCCAUUUCCCGUUUUUAUUCGGGCAAACAUAAACCAAUUUCGCUCUUUUUUUCAUUAUUUCAUCGCAUAAAUUUAAAUAUGUUUUCCCCCCUUUGAAGGAUACCGCUCUGUUUUUUCCUCGUCUCUAUACGGUACACACACUGCACAUGUUUCCAUGUAUUUAAAUUAGAUGCGAAUAAAUUAAAACAUAUGUAAUUUUUGCUGGUGAUAAAAAAGCACACACACACAUGAUUUAUGCUUUGCCCAUCGUCGAAUGCAUUUGAUGUGUGAAAUAUUUGGGUUUUGGAUGUGGUUCGGGCAGCAUCGAACACCGUUUCAUUUUGGGACGAGCAGUUUUGAUCGGUACUUUGGUCACCAUGUGCAAAUAAGUGCGGAUGGCUGAAAAUGGUAAAACCUUUAAUUUAUAGUGACACUGGAUUUGGUGGAUGUGUGAGAGCUUUUUUUUCGUGUGUUAGCGGUUGGCUGAACAAAAUAUGUUCGUUCGAAAGACACUUUCUCUCCCAUGUCACACACACACAUUUUGACAGCAUAAUAAAAAUGAAAAUUCACUCGGGUGUCAAACAAAAGCAGCUAGUGAUGACAAAUUAUAUUGAAAUAUAUUCCAUGUGUUUUGAAUCAAUAAUAAAUUGGGUUUCUGCCUGUUUGCGCCCAAUUGAUUAAAAAUUAAUAUCACAGCAACAUAGUUGCCAUUUGACAUGGAGCUACAAACGAAAAAAGUAGCACCACGAGAAAGAAGAAAUGGUGUGUUUAGUUCUGCGGUCGAAGGUGACUCAUUUAUGGCGGCUGUAAAAGCGCUUGUUCCAAACAUAUACAUAAAAGAAUCCACGGUAUUUUUACGACAAUCUGUUAUUGUGCACAGUAAAUCGCUACCAUUUCUUUCGCGUGUAACAUUUUUUUUAUAGAGCUACCACAGAAUCCUCAAUGACAGUUGAUCCACUUAGACACUCGUUCUUGUAAGUGUGUUUUUUUCGCCUCGUUUCCAUAAAUCUCGCCUAUUUUCGGAAAUGAUGAAAAGGUGCGUUAUACAGACAUAGCUUGCACGUGGAACUGAUACACAUGUUUUUAUUUCAUAUUUUCAUAAAAUUCACAAGAAUUGGAAUUUUCGUGCCAGUCGACGUCCAUGAUUGGAUUCAAUUUGACAGAGGAUGCCUCUGUGUGGAAAGGAUGAGAAACGGGACAA